AUGGCCACAACCAGUCAGGAUGACUCAACAUGGAACGGUAUUUUGGUUGAUGAAGUGGAAUUGGCACGUGCUGCCGAACACAAUCCUCAUGCGAGGUCAAGACUGCAUUUGCAAAAUAAUAAUGAACGAAUCAGGAGAGGUGUUGACGUGCAGAUGAGAGAUGAAGAGCCGGAAAAUGCGAGGCAGCCAGAUGUCGAGGAUUCGGCAGAUGAGAAUUCACGAGUUUGGAAUUCGUUGUUGGUUGAUGAAAUCGACAUUAAGCACGCACUCCAACGAAGUGCCAGUCUAUCAGCUAACGACGAUCGCGUGAAUAAUAAUUAUCGCCACUACUUAAACAGUAAUUUGAAUUAU
Anisakis simplex (herring worm) is the source of this 351-nucleotide messenger RNA. The record is from the annotation of a GenBank genome assembly. NCBI's taxonomy places the organism in Eukaryota, Metazoa, Nematoda, Chromadorea, Rhabditida, Anisakidae.